GAACUUCUAGACAUCAUUACAGCGCUGUUUAAGCUCCAAAACAGACAUACGAGAAAUACAGGAUCAACACAAGUCCAAGAAAUACAGAUUUUACACUACAGCAGUCUGAUCUCCUGAACUCCAGAAUAAAAGAAGUGAUCCAAAGGAUGUCCAAAGCUGAAUGGGGUUUUCUAGAAAACCUGUUAGAGGGCAGUCAUGAGUACUCUACUGCUGUGGGGCGCGUGUGGCUCACUGUCCUUUUUCUCUUCCGUGUACUCGUCUUGUGUGCUGCUGCUGAGUCCGCGUGGGACGAUGAACAGUCGGAUUUUGUUUGCAACACCAAACAGCCUGGCUGCGAGUCUGUAUGCUACGACAAGGCUUUUCCAGUCUCCCAUUUCCGCUACUUUAUCCUACAGGUUGUCUUUGUCUCUACGCCCAGCAUUUUCUUUUUCGUCUAUGUGGCCAUGUGGAGACAUAAGGAGACAAAAAAAGAGACAGAGGAGCCACACGGGAAAAUGAUGUAUAUAAAAGUCAAAGAAACCAAGUUAGAUGUGAUAGAGGAAGAGAAUGAAGUUGAGACACAGGAGGCAAAGAAAAAGAAACCGUCCAUUCCUCCAAAGCUCAAGGGGAAGCUUCUGGGUGCAUACGCUAUCAGCAUAGCUGUGAAAGUCCUAAUUGAAAUUGGUUUUGUUGUUGGCUUGUGGUUCCUUUAUGGGUUUGUAAUUUCAGCUAAGUAUGAAUGCGAGCGAUUUCCCUGCCCUCACAAGGUGGACUGUUUUGUCUCUCGGCCGACUGAGAAGACAAUUUUCACUAUAUAUAUUCAGGUCAUUGCUUUGGUCUCUGUGUUGCUCAAUGUUUUAGAGCUGUUCCAACUUCUUCAACUGUUCAUCAAACAUUAUUUUGAAAAGAAGUUCCAAUAUCAACAGCCAGGGAUCAAUCCAGUAGUGAAACACGUUCCACUACAGCUAAAGGAGGCUCAGACUCAAUCGUACCAGAAGCAUUUUUCAACAGAAAAUGGCAUCUAUGCUCAGUAUGUCAAGGACUGGCCUGGGAGCAGACAUCCCCAGACAAGGACAUGCACCCCAAAUACACUAUAACAUAAUUCUAUAGAAGAAUUCUGCCAGUAACAUUUGGCCAGUUUCCCAUUAAAAUGGUACUACACUAUGGAAUACUGGGCAAUAUUUGCCGUUUUCUAUAAAAUACCACAAGACAUUGUGAAUAGCUUUGAAUUCUGAGGGUGAUGUUAGAAUUAGCAGUAUAGAGACCCCUCGAAUACAGCACACAACAGUAUUUCUAGAGGAGACACGCUGAACAGGAAACCAUGAAGCCAAAUCGGAUUUAUUUUCCAAGUAUUCUCUAUCCGAAGCCUGCUUUUUAAGGGCAAAUUAUAAAUAGUUAAAUGAAAUACAUUUUAUCUGUAUGCAGAGAACCACAAACAAACCACAAACAAACAGUAACAUACUGUCAACCCUACUGCCAGUAGUCUACUUUUAAAAAUAUUCUGCACUGUAUUUUAAUUGUAAUUCAGUGCAUGACUUUAUCUUAGUAGCAUAUAGUAAAUUAUUAAGCAGAUUGCAACUGUACUGUACUGAAUUUACUGUAAAACUAACAGUAAACUCCUGGCAACGCUUCUUCCAGUAUUUUACUGUUAAUUUAUAGGAAAAUUUAUUACAGUGAUAAACUUAAACUGACACCAUACAUAGGGGUCACUACAAAAAGCAUGUUCAGAAUCAGAAUCAGGUUUAUUGGCCAACAUACACAAGGAAUUUGGUUACAGCUGUUAGUGACUCUGAAAGUACAGACAUGUUCAAACCAAACCCAUUUAAGAGUUAAGGAUAAAGUGAAACACUCCACUGAUAAACAUCAUGUAUGAGCUUAGACAACCAGUGUAAUGGAUCCUGUUUUGUUUUAUCAGAGGGCAGGACAAAACACUGCUGUAAGACAACUGCCAUUUCCUCUAUUUCCUGUUUAGAUGAACAGUUGAAUCUAAUACACUGUAAACUAAACUCAAUUUUAAGUUUUAACAUGCAAAGAUAAAUUGUAGUUUGAGGCAAUCUGUUUAAUCACGAAUAAGGUGGAGGGAAAAUCAUAAUUUAUUAAAUAAGUACAUUUUCACUAAACCUUGUGCUUGCUAAUGUGCCAAAGUGUAUGUCUUCUGUUCACAUCAGUUAUGUAAUACUGUAAAGAUGUCAC
Molecule: messenger RNA, 2172 nt
Organism: Silurus meridionalis
Lineage: Eukaryota; Metazoa; Chordata; Actinopteri; Siluriformes; Siluridae
Gene: gja4
Product: gap junction protein alpha 4
Exons: 3
Coding region: 147-1076 (309 amino acids)
Biological process (GO): cell communication
Cellular component (GO): connexin complex
Source: RefSeq, a predicted model, not a curated record